UAAGAAGUGUAUCAAGCCAACGAAUCAAAUUGAAUCAACGAAUAGUUUGCUUUUAGAGAGGUGAAGGCCUGAGCAAAGUAGCCAAGGCGAAGGACGUAGUUAAAAUGGCGCCUGCGGAGGACGAGUCGAAUGAAGAAAACAUUCUCUACAAUCUCACUGUACAUGCCGAAUGGAAAGUGGAUGCAGAACCAUUUUAUCGUCCACAGAAAGACAGCAAAGAGCUUUCGAUAUGGAACAAACUCACCUCUGCAUCACAGAGAAGUAUAUGGAAUAUUUUGAAAAAUAUUGGAAUACCUUUUAAAUCUGGCUUGCCAUGUUCCCUUCCUGCUGGAUUAGUCCAAAUUGUCAAUAGUCAGUUGGCUUGGAAUAUUGCUGUUGGAAAAUUUGGUCAGUUAGUUGCCAUAUUACAAGACCAGUUUGUAGAAAUAAGAUCUUCUCAUGAUGAUUACAACAAUAUAAUUGGAAGAUCUUGUGUCAUGCCUGACACUUGUCCUCAGUGGCGCCAGAUUGCUUGGAGUAGUGAUGGUGCAUUGCUUGCCAUUUCUCACAGUAAAGGCAUUAUUGAAAUAUUCGAUAUGUGUGGAAAUCCUUUGUUUAGUAUCCCGUCUGCUACUGAAACAUCUUCCAGUAAUGUUGGAGUUCCUACAGAUUUGACACAUAGUAUUGCAGGACUUGUGUUUUUAGAGAACACCAAAGUGAAAGAUGGAUCUGCACAUCUACUAGUUGUAAACUACUUGGGAAAGUUAAGUAAAUAUCUUGUUGACCGUAACAGCACUUACCGAUUACUACACACUUUUAUGCUGACCAGUGAACAUCCUCAGGGUGUUACAGGGUUGGUUUAUCUUCCACAACACAGUGCACUUAUUGUUGGCAGUCAUGCUCCUGUGGCUGCUGGCUUAGAUGACAGCAUGUCUCAAGCAGAACAAUAUGGUCUUAGUUUAUGGCGUAUUCUCUCAGAUUCUCCACAUUACAAACUAGUCACUGACUAUGAGCAAGACUUACAUAAGAGUAAACCAAAAAGUUUCCUCAAGAAAUUAUUUCUGUUACCAAAAUUAUCAUGGAAAAAUAGCAAGGAUAGUAUUUUCAAGAUGUGCCUGUCUCCUGAUACCAAACAACUGGUGACUUUACAUUAUUCUGGAGAACUCGUUCUUUGGGAUGUUCCAUCCUUGCGCAAAAGAAAAUCUUGGUUACAUGAAGAUCAGCCCGGUUAUGAUGAUAUCAGUCAGGAAUUUUUGGAGAAUCCUUACAAAAAGAAAUUUUUGAAAGAUCUUGUGCCAUCAAAGAAUUUAAUAGAUAUCAACUGGUGGUCAGAAAACGCUUUAAUUCUUGCAAGAUGUCCUGGAGCUGUGAGCCUUGUUUCCACAAAUACCCUGAAAAACUUACUUGGUGCUCAUCCUGAAUGGUUUGAACCUUCUCCCCGAGUAACAAGCACAUAUGAGGGAAGAUUUCUAGGUCUAGAGUGUUCUUGUCGUUUUGUGUCUAAGCGUCAUGCAUUGGCACAAAACAGUAGCGGUUCAUCGUCUGAUGAUGAAUUGUUUGAAGACAGUGAUGAUGAUGAAGAUAUUUCUUGGAUGAGAAAAACCUCUCAGUACACCAAACAAGUUCUAUAUUAUGUUACAGACAAUGAACGAUUUCAACCACCACGAAAGAAACCAAAACUCGUCAACCGGACUUACCAACUUGUAUGUUUGCGCUCCACAACUCCCGAAGAAUUGUACGCACAGAAAAUUGAUAAUGAAGAAUAUGGAGAAGCUCUUGCACUUGCAAAAGCUUAUGGUUUGGAUUGUGAUUUAGUGUACCAACGCCAGUGGCAGAAGUCCCCUGUAUCUAUAGCUUCAAUUGAAGAUUACUUGCGUAAAAUAAGCAAACGUUCCUGGGUCCUUCAUGAAUGCCUUGAACGAGUACCGGAUACCAUAAAUGCUCUCCGAGAACUAAUGGAAUAUGGACUGAAAGGAACUGAUUUACAAGCCAUGAUUGCAAUUGCCAAAAGAGAAGAUGGAGGAAGACUAGUGAUGUGUGAUGAUGAGGAUUUAAUAUAUGACAGUGAUGAAGAUGAAGAAGACUAUGAUCCUUUCAAUGCACUUUGCAUUCAAAGAAGACAAGAUAAAAUAUUUCAAAGAAGAGAAGAAUUGCUCAAUCAGAUAGAUUUUCGUUCACUGUUAUUAGAACAGAAAGAACUUUGCAGAGCUCGGCUGAAAUUAUUGCAGUAUCUGUACCGAUUGAGGACAUAUGAGCUUAUUUUAGGUGGCAUCCAUGUUGCACAAGAACGUUUUGAUAAAGUGUUUUUUGAAACUUUUCGUUCAGGAAACAUAGUAGAGGAGGCUAUUAAAUUUGCUCAGGACAGUGAAGUUGUAGCUGUCGAAGCAUUAUUUACCUAUCAUGGAUCUGCAGUUUUACCUCACAGGUUGGCAAUUUUGUCCAAUUUCCCAGAAAGUACCUCCCCUCGAGAGUAUAGUAAUUUACUACCUGAAGUUGGUCCAAGUGGUAUGAUGUACCCUUGGGAAGAGGAUCGAUGGAGAGAUGAUGACUGGUGUGAAGCUGAUGAUUGCAGGUGUGCUGUUGAUAUUCAAUAUUUUGAUCUUGGACUUAAUUUGUAUGAAGAAUAUCCACAUUUGUCGAAGUAUAAAGGCUUAUCUCACCGUGAAUCAGUGCUGACACAGUGGUAUGUGGAGAGGGCUUGUGAGAUUGAAUUAGAAUCUCGGAUGGUUGAUAACUCUGUGGAACUCAUUAAAAUUGGAAUUGAGCGAGGUGUUGCAGGUUUGGAAGAUCUGCUCAAUGAUUUACUCACUAUGGACUGCCUAGUUUACGACUGCCAUAUUGGUUGCGAAUUAUCGUUCCAAGAAUUACAAAACAUGUCAAAUAUUCAAAAAGCACAUCUCCUCAUGAGCAAGUCUUCUGUUGAGAAAUACAUAAAAAACAUCUACAGCUGGUUGAUUCCUUUUCUGAAGAGAUGUGAAAAAAAUGACCCUCAUGCCUAUAUGAACUUAUUGAAACAAUAUUUAAUGGACAUUGCAAAAGAGGAUAUAACCUUGCCUCUCAAGGUAUUCGAAGCAUCAAAAUCGAAUUUGUCUUCUCAAAUUAUUAGCAACCCUGCAGAUAAGAUACAAAUGGCUGUGGAUGUACUUUACAUUUGUGAACGUGAUGACCAACUCAACAAAGCAGAAAGUAUUAUCAAAUGUCUUCCAAAUAAAAUUCAGGGACCAGGAUCUUACAUACAAGAUCUCCAUAAACAGAAAGAACGUUUGGAAAACCACAUAUGGGCUGCCAAGAUUUUUGAAGAGAAUGGCUUAAAACAAACCAUUUAUUCCAUUAAGUUGUCACAGGAAUCAGAAACAGCAGCCAGAAAUAUGCUAGUAAAGCUCACACGAGCAGCUGGAAGAAGGACUCCAAGUUUAAAUGAAAAGGGCUGGAUUUCUUUACAUGCCAACGUCAUGCACUUACAAGAGAAGCUUUUCAACCAGAUCAGCGUUGCUGAAACAUUGGAGAUCUUUGUUGCAAGUCUAUUAUGCUCCAGCAAUUUGGACACCAUCAGUUUGGCUAAAAACUACAUUGCAAGAAAACAUGGUGAUUCCAGAUCAUCACAACAGAGUGAUGGCUUUAUAAAGGUACCAUUUAAGAGAACUGUAAAGUUAGUCCUGUCAGCAUCUCAGGAAUACUUCAAUUCGGCUUUAGACUUAUCGCAUUUUUCAAUGGAAAUGGCUCAAUCCUGUCUCAAUUUGGUAGAAGAAACUUCUAUAGCUAUUCAAGAAGAACUGGAUUUAAUUGAAGCAUUAUCAAUUCUAGGGGAGUUUGAAAUCACUGUCUUACCUCUGCAAAUUCGACUUGAAAAGAAUAGACUAAAGUAUGUUGAAGCAGCUCUCAAUAGUCGUUCCAAUUCUUACCAACUUUCAGACAAACUUCUUCAGCUAGCAAGACUAUUGAGGGUAUCAGCAGAUGAUGCAGAAAUUGAAGGCCAAGUGUACAAAUUAAUUGCAGAAAAGGCACUGGAUGCUAAAGAUUAUAUGAAGGCUUAUUAUGCAUGCUCUCAGUUGAUGGAAAAAUCUUAUCCACCGGCAUGGAGUGUCUGCGUAGAUUUAUCCCAGAAUGGUAACUGUGUUUUAGGAACACGAAUUGAACUUCUGGAAUUUGCUUUGACUUACUGUGAUCCUGACCAAAUACAAUCUAUUCUUGAUGCCAAAGCUCUCAUAGACAUUCAGAUGCUCUAUGACCAAGUCUGUGCUGAAUUUGGCACCAUGUCCUCUUCUGACGAAAAACCUUCAAGUAUGAUAGACAGUACAAUAAGUGACAGUGGGGUGUCAGAAUUUUUCACUCCUGAACAAAGCCCUCAAACUUCAAUGCAUGUCCUCAAUCAGACAAAAGAUAUUUUACUUAGUACAGGUGAAUUAACAAAAGGCAUGUUGUCUUCAGUUACUGAUGUCAAGUGGUGGCAUCACACCAUUCAUAACCUUGUAAAAAUGGUUCCGGUCCAACGCUUUAAUUCUAAUAAGGAACAAUUUGCUGAUGAACAGAUUUGGAACUUUGAAAAUCAAGCAUGCCAUCCUUUUUAUGGAGAAAUCAUCGAAAAUUGUGUGGUUGACAAGAAAAUUGCAAAUUUUGAGACAUUUGAACACCAAGUUCCUGCACUAGUAGAAACUAGCGACAUAGUUCUCCGCACGGCUAAAUUAAAGGAGACACUCACUGAGGGUAAAGAAUACAUGCCUGCUACAGAAGUGCUUUUGAAACUUGCUGGUGCUACUAUUACUACUGACUUCUCAUUGGGUCUUGCUUAUCUUCUUGCCUUACCUAAUAUAGAAGAUGCUGAUCAGUGUUUCUCUCAACUCCCCAACACUACACUUUCCAUCCAACUAGCCAAGUACUACUACUCCAUCCAACUAUAUAACUACAUGUCACCCCAGAUCGUCGGUCAAAUGGCUGACGUAUUCAAACAUCCUCCCAGAGUUGUUGUUCAGACUGUGGAAGAGUUCCUGUCACACAAUCCUACUUUACCUGCCGACAUUCAAAAAUGUGUAGAGCGACUCAACUACUAUAAAAACUUAAUAAAAGACCAUGCUCAAGCCAGGUUUCUUCGUGGUUUAGGAAGAGGUGUUGACAUCCAAAGAUUCACAGAGGACAAUGCAUACAAACAUGAAACUAUUCUGGGAUUAGCUAUGACAACUGAAGCUGAUGUCUUCACUAUUGCAAUAUCUCUAGCAGAACGCUACAAUCUAUCACAGUGGGAAGUUUACAUGACACACUUGGAGUUCCUCUUUUGUGAGAGUGGACUUAAUACAAAUACCUUAAUGAAACGGGUUGAAAGUGCCUCUUUGAUGCCUACCUUGCUUGAAAAUUACGAGCAGUUUAUUCAGCGUAUGCAGGACUAUGUCUAUCCUUUCAUUGACGGCCAAGACCAUUCACGGCUUACCUAUUACUAUUCAUUACUUAGUAAAAAUGAAACUGAACACUGGUGGGGUGAAGAUCUUAAACCAUCCAUUCAUGUAAAUCUGCUUAAGAAAUUGCGUCCUGUUGCUGCAGGUUUAGAUUAUAAACUUCUUAUGACCAGUGAAGAUCCUCUUGUGACUGUAAUCCAACCAAUCCUCAGCAAAGACAAUGUGAACACAAUUGCAAAACUAUCUUCCAGAAUACCAUGCAAGGCUGGUGGCUUUAUCCGUCCUGGCAUGGUGUACUCAAUAUGGGCAGCUAAAUCAUUCUGGAGAUCUAAGGAAAAUCGUUCUAAGUUAUCAGGGGAUGCUUAUUGGCUUCAGCAAUAUGAUGAUUGUUUAGAGUUCACACAGAAGAUGAUACCUGCUGAAUUCUUAACGUUUGUGGAAUCCAUUACAUUUGUGUUGACUUCAAGAGAAAAGUUGACAUUAAACUGCAGAGAAAAUAUUUUAAAGAAGGCUUUAAAGUAUUGUCAUCAAGAUGAAGGAAAGAAGAAAAAAAAGCAAGAUGAUAGCAAGUGUGAUGUGACAUGGAUUAUGGCUGCAGAUACAAUUGAAGGUUAUCUCGAGCAUCUACGAUCUCAAAACAACCCUAUAAUCGACACCUUGAAAUCCUCUGAUGAUACAUCUAUGAAUCAAUAUGCUAAGCAGUUUGAUCUCUCCAUGGGCAAUAUUGAGCAGAUAAAGAAACUACACAUCCAAAUAUUAGUAGAUGGUCAUCCACUAGAAUUAAUUGAUGAAAUUCUGUCUGUUAAAAGCAUCAAAGACUGGAAUACAGCUGCUGUUGUCCAAAAUGCUUUGGUAUAUACUACUGAAUACAUCUGUGAUAAAACAUCCCAUAGUGAUAUCUUUGACAAGUUGGAUGGUAUAUCUGUGAUUGAAGGUAUCAUACAAAAUGUACUAAACCAUCAAGAAAUGGGUGGCCAGUUGGUAACUGCUGAUGAAGUACUGAUGCAGGUGUUACCAUUUUGCUCUGAUACUUCUAUUGCUGUCCAACCUCGACUCGGUUUACUUGCAACUUUAGAAAAGAACUUCAGACUUAAACCUGAAGACGUGAAAUUGUUGCUGUUUUACCGAACUAGUGCCAUCAUUGAGGAAUCUUGGCCAGAAUAUAAGAUUACUGAUGAUGAAAUUCAGUCAGAUGAAUCACGUCACCAGUUAUUUACCAAUUUACUUAGUUCCAGCACAAACAGUAGCCAGUUUACAGCUGUUUGUCAGUUGCUGAAAAUGUGGCCUGCAUUUAAGUGCAGCAAUCAGAAUAAUGCUUCAGACAACCCCUGGAUUCAGUUGGUAACAAGCAUGAGUACUGUUCCUGAAUGUGUUCCAAUGAUUGGAACCAUUUUAAAAGACAUUCCUGAAGAAGCAGCUCUGAGUGAAGAGUGUGUUAAAUAUAUAGUGGACCAACUGUUAUCAAAGAAUUAUGUUGUAGCUGCUGUAAAAACUGCUUUGCUGUCACCAUAUAGUCACUUACAUAAAUCUACAAUUGAACAUUUGCAGGCACAAAAAGAGAUGGAAGAUGACGAUGAAUUGUAUAAUCUGAUAUUGCUGAAUCAUCUGAUGUCCAGCACUGUUAAUAGUUGUUAUUAUCAGCCUUUAGUGAACUUUCUCUUGAAUGAGCAAGUGCUUUACCAAGACUCCUUACUUCCAAGCCAUCUUGAUAUUGAUCUUAUAUGCCAAGAACUUAUUGACAAAGGUUUUAAAGCAGAAGCAGGUUUGGUUUUGCUCAAGUCUCAUGGGACCCAUCCGAUGUUUCAAACUUUUGAGGCAGCUCUUGGUGUUUGCAAACACUGGCUGAAGAUGUGAUCUGAUUAGUUUAUUUAUUGAUACUUUACAAUCCUCAGAUGAUAAAAGAAAGAUAAACAAACAGAAACCCAACUAAUUAACAUAUCGAAUGAUGCAGCGUUAAUAAAAUGCUGCUGUAAUGUCUGUAUUUGAACAGAGCAGUUUGUCAGCAAAAGUGGUCAAAAUGAUUAUUAUUAUUAUAAAUUAAAACUAAUUGCAAUUGUAUAUACUGAAAAGUUUGGAAAUACUGGAAAGGAUCGUUUCUUCUAGUAGAAGCUAAAGAUAAUGUUGUUUGUAGUUUGAUGGGUUUAUUUCUGCUGAUCAUGAUGGAUAUAUCUACAACUGCUAUUAAAAAUCGAAGUCUUGGAUAUCUAUUGUUUGGGUGGUCUUGCUGUUGGCAAAGAAAAUGAAAUCUUUGAUUGCUAAUGGAAGGUGAUGACAGAUUUUCUUAUAUUUGGAAGCUGGAAAACGUGUCUAUGAAUUGUCUAGAUAGUUUUGUUCUUGCCAAUCAUGACAAAGCCCUUAAUUACUGUUUGAAGGUGAGCAUUUUUGGUUGACCAUAUUGUUAAUAGUCAAUUUAACCUAAUUAACUAAUAGCCUUAGUAAGAAUAUGACUUUCUACAAUUUUGUAAAUCAUAUUUUUUUCAUUUUACACUGAUUAUAUAAACCUGUGAUACCUCAUAUUCUGCUAAAAGAAUGCAGCAUUGUCACUGAUAAACACCAGAGUUUAUCAUAUUAGUCUUCUCCAUUGAUUAAGUAGUAGAUCAUAAUUAGUGUUCAAUGCAGUGUUUGUACAAACAAAAGUGUGUGUAUGCACUCACAUUUUUACAUACCUGUAAAAUGAUACUCGUUCUUAUUACACCAGUGUAAUAAUUCUGUUUAUCAAAUUAACCUGAAUCAGACAUAGCUUUCAUAUCUAAAACAGUUUUUAAUUAGUUCCCUUCUUUUAAUGUUUACUCUUUCUAACUCAGUUGAUUUCUUUGCACCUGCACCACUAAUACUUCUUAGGCCAACACUGCCUCUCUACUCAUCCUUUUAUGUGAAACGAUGAUAGUAGGAAUCUGGCUGUUAAACCUGUGUGAACCUAACAAAUAUGGUUGGGUUGGCAGUGAGCUAUGUCUUUUUUUAAAAUAUAUGUUCCCAUGGAAUCAUUUCACUACAAAAAUUAAAUUAUUCUCUUGUAUUCAUAAGACAACACCACAAAUUAUUUCAUUGUAAAAAAUGUCUAGUCAAUUAUUAAAGAUGAUUGUAACAGCUUUUGAU
This is a messenger RNA of Octopus bimaculoides (California two-spot octopus), 8462 nucleotides long. RefSeq names its product NBAS subunit of NRZ tethering complex. Gene Ontology annotation, cellular component: Dsl1/NZR complex. Gene Ontology annotation, molecular function: SNARE binding. The record is from RefSeq and is a predicted model, not a curated record. Lineage: Eukaryota; Metazoa; Mollusca; Cephalopoda; Octopoda; Octopodidae. Gene Ontology annotation, biological process: retrograde vesicle-mediated transport, Golgi to endoplasmic reticulum.